Molecule: messenger RNA, 1419 nt
Organism: Fusarium venenatum
Lineage: Eukaryota; Fungi; Ascomycota; Sordariomycetes; Hypocreales; Nectriaceae
Source: RefSeq, a predicted model, not a curated record
AUGCCGUCUUCUUCUUAUCCCGCUCAAGCUGUAGAGCUGCAGACUCUCGAUUUUACUCAUGGAAUUAAUGCAGCGCCGAAACAACCUAAUCCGGUUUUAUCUUCGGCAGGCCGACGCCUAGGAGGAUCCCACGAUGAUCAAGAUCAAGGUCAAGAUCAGCAAGUCGAUGCUACGGACGAUGAAGCGAUUCCAUCAAGGGCCGCUGUUGUUGUUGAGAAGUGGAACGAGCCAAUUGGUAAUGCCUUUCGGGUCGCUGCUGUUUUCUUUAGUCUUUUCGUCUCUGGCGCCAACGAUGCAGCCUAUGGUGCUCUGAUUCCUUACUUGGAGACAUAUUACGAACUUUCAUACCUCGUCGUCUCGCUCAUCUUCCUCUCUCCAUUCGUUGGCUUCAUUGUUUCUGCCGCGACCAACAAUUAUCUUCACAUGAGAAUCGGUCACCGAUGGAUUGCCUUUAUGUGCGGUGGAUGUCACGUCUUGACAUACUUGAUCCUGUCUCAGCACCCGCCCUAUCCUGUCCUGGUCUUGGCAUAUGUCUUGGCUGGUUUGGGUAACGGGAUUGGCCUUGCAGCUUGGAAUUCAUAUAUAGGCAAUCUUGCUAGAUCCAACGAGCUAUUGGGUUUUAUGCACGCGAGCUACGGUCUUGGAGGUACUGUGAGCCCUCUGAUUGCGACCAGCAUGAUUACCCAAGCCAACCUUGGCUGGUAUGACUUUUACUAUGUACUUCUUGGCAUGGCUGUCCUCGAAACUGCUACCCUCACAUACUCGUUCUGGCCCAAGACAGCUCAGAAGUAUCGCGAGACUGUCAAUGCAACGGGCACCCGCAAUCAAAGUACCCGAUCUGCCCUUUUUGUCAGACCCCACGCUCGUGUCGUUUGGCUCUGUGCCCUGUUUCUCCUCGGCUACGUUGGUGUAGAGGUCGCCUUGGGUGGCUGGGUCGUACAGUUCAUGUUGCGUGUUCGUAACGCCGACCCUUUUGACGCAGGAAUGACAGCCGUCGGCUUCUGGCUGGGCAUCACAAUGGGACGCAUGAUUCUAGGCAUGGUUAUCCCGAAGAUAGGUGUCAAACUGUCACUCCUCAUCUUCAUUCCCAUCACUAUGGCUCUGCAGCUCAUCUUCUGGCUUGUCCCUCAAUUCCACGUAUCGGCCGUGGCUGUUGCUCUGCAGGGCUUCUUCCUAGGACCAAUGUUCCCCUGCGUAAUUGUGGCUGUCACGAUGCUUCUGCCCCGACAUCUUCAUGUAAGUGCCAUUGGAUUUGCUGCUGCAUUUGGAGGAAGCGGUGCGGCUAUUCUGCCUUUCGCGGUCGGCGCUAUUGCGCAGGCCAAGGGUGUUCAGGUUCUGCAACCUAUAAUUCUUGCCAUCUUGGUAGUUUUGCUAGGUAUUUGGGUUUGUUUGCCCAAGAUUGAGAAGAGGAAGGACUAA